UCAAGUUUUAAAUAAAUUAGGUAGGUACCUUACCUACGUCGUUCCAUAAGUUCAUAGUUUUAGUGUAGUCGACUCUGUAUCAUACUUUGUUAUUAAAUGUACCGUUUAAGUGAAUUAAUAUAAAGUACCUAAGUGCGUGUGUAAUGUUGAUGUUAUCUGGACUGAAGAACAAUUCGUCAAAGUUUUCAAUCAAGACUUAUCCUUCGACCAUAUAUUUUUGAAUUCGAUCGGAUUCAUAUAGAUUGAUACAACGUGGGGCCCGUUACUUUAUCUUGUCCAUUUUGAUCAAAGCUACAUAUAAAAAAAUAACGCAUUUGAAUCGUAGGCCUACUAUUCGAAACUAUUGGUUUUUACGAAGAAGAAAUUCUGAUGGAGCUCAGGACCGAGGCCUCGGUCCUUUUUGAAUUGAAAAUAUUCAAUUCUUUCGAGAGUGCUACUCCUAUUGAAUAUAUCCACAAGUUUCCUGUGAACCAUAAAUAGAUAAAGGAAUAAGUACUACCGACUUUUUGGAGGAAAAAUCCGCUAUUGAAACAUGUCAGGAACUUCGCAUUCCGCUGGACAAUCUACAACAGCCAAAAGGACACUUGAUGAAGAUACCGAAUCAGAAACUGGUGCAGUAAAGAAACAAAAAAUGUCUAAAGAUUAUGCGGCGGCAGGGUUAAAAUCAACAACUCACGGUGUCGUUUAUCAACUGAAAUUGUUGAUUCUAUUUUUAAUACGAGGUUUGCAUUUAAAAUAUGAUUUUACUCUUGCAACUGAAAUGGUCGCAGCUGAAAAGUUCGACGAUAUUGUAUUCGGUUAUACCGAUGAAAAUGGUAAAGAUGUAUGUCGUUUUUUGCAAGCAAAGCAUAAGCAAGAUGAAACUAAAAAUAAAAUAACCCUUCGUAAUUUGCUCACAGAAAAAGAUGGUGAUUUUAGUAUUGAAAAGUACUUUAUUUCGUAUUGUAAAAUCAAAGAAAAUCCCGAAUUUAAAGAUUAUAAGUUAAAAGAUUUUACCAUCUGUACAAAUAUUAAUCUAGACGACAAUUUAGCGAACAAUUUUAAAGUAAUUAUAGAUCCGGAUAAAAUUUUACAUUUUGGAAAUCACAAAGGAUUUAAGCGCUAUAGAAUUAAUCGAAAUGAAUUUCCUGAAGUAGAAAAAAUUGUGCCAAUGUUACGUCGGACGUCAAAACAUCAUAAACUCGCAUACAUGCUUGCUAAUCAUGUGUUUAAAGGCGAAUGUUUGGAAUUGAGAGAUUUAUUCAAAGCCUACCAUGUUGUACUCGGAGAAAACGUGAUUAGGCGUGUUGUUGGAAAUAAUGAUGUUGAAGUAGUCAAAUUUCGUAGUGAGUUCAUAAAUGGAUUGCCGGAGUUGAACAAGUUCAGAGAAAGUUUUUAUGAGGAAUAUCAGCGUGUCUCAAAGACAAAAAUCAAGGAAAACGAGUUUUGGAAGAAGAUGGAAGAGGAAAAUUUGAUUAUAUCUCCGAUUUUAAAAGAAAAAAUUGAAUUACAUUCCAAUUCUCCGCUUACUGAUCCAGAAGCUUUAGCUGAAAGUAUUGCAAAAGCAAUAAAAAAGGCUAAUACAAAUACUGUCAGAAUAUUACAUAGGGAACUAGAGAAUCAGGAUGGUAUUAUAAAAGAUAUUGAUAGAUUAGCAGGAUAUGUUUUUGUAAAAAAGAAAGACGAGAAUGAAGAAUUAUUCUAUUUCAACUCAAAAUUUCUUGUUGAGAGUGAAAAAUUGCCUGAUCAUUUGAAACAGUUCCGUACUGAAUUCAUAAAAAAACUUGGAGAUAAACGAAUAGAAUUUUCCAAAAUAAAACAAUAUAAAUUUCAUAUAGCCAACUUUGAAACUUAUGAAGAGGAGGAGUUUAAUAAGAAACUUUCUUUACCUGAUGAUGAUAUAGAUGGAUUUUUUGAGAGUUUCGUUUUAUCAGUCAACCAGCCCAAUGAAGAAAAGCUAGGUGAUAUUAUCCAAAAAGAAAUAAGCAAAGGCAAAUUAAUGGGCAACGGCAAAGAUUUCAAAUUAAUUGAUACUGAACUCAUGGCUAGUAAGCUUCAGGAAGAUAUGCUGCAUUGGAUGAAACAGAAAAAGGGUAGUUUUUUAACAAAUGAAGAAGGUAAUGAACUUUUUGUAAAAAUUCACCAUAAAGUCUCUAAGUUGGUAUUGAUUGGUCCUACCUUAGUUUAUCGUGCUAAGAUGGAGGAGUUUGGAAUAUCAUUUCGUAAGGAUUUUAUUGUCCUGCAAAACUUCUUAAAUUCAGAAAAACAAAUUUUCAACUUGAUUAGCUCUUGUGAUGACACAAUUUUUAGUUCAAUUAAAGUACUCCAAACAUUGAAAACCCUGAAUAGCUAUCAAAAGGAGGAUAGUUAUAUUUAUAUGCGUUUGGAUUCUCUUUUGCAUAUUUGGAAACAUGUAAUGGAAGCUUUCAGAACAGGAGCAUCUAAUUUAUUAGCAAUUGAAUGCAAAGCCAAGAAAAAGGGGGCAAAAUGGUACAAAUUAUACAAAUCAUUAUCUGCUUUAUUAAAAAAUGAAAAUGAUAAAAAGGUCAUUCUCAUAACUUUGAAGGAUGAUAAGUUUGCUAAAAUAUUUAAAACAGAUUUUUCCCAGGUAAGGCCUAAUCGUUACAAAGAAAUUGAAGAUAGAAAGACCCAUCUAACUGAUCUUACUGAAGAGUCUCAAAAAAACAUUUUAAAAAAAGGAAAAGUUUUUUUUCUUGGUAAAGAAGUAAGUUUAAAUGCAGUCGUAGAUGCGGAGUCAAAAUAUCUAUUGUCAGAAGAAGUGGUAUCUAUGCUUAUUAAAAAUGAUGAAUUAAAGAUAGGUAAACCACUCAUUGACCAUACACAUACUGAGGUUGAGGAUUACUUCAUUGACCGUAUGCUUAUUCGUUGUGUAGUGGUUAGAUCAGAUUUCAUUAUAGAAGAAAAUUUUUUGGUAAUUGAUGAGGAAAAUCCAGAUAGACCUUUUGAAUCGUGUGAUUAUGUAAAGAGAGAGAUUGGAUCUAAACAUGGGUCAUAUACAGAUAUAAUAUUAAUUUCUGAUUCACGGUAUGAAUUUAAAAAACUGCAUGAGGGAUACAGAAAACAAUAUAAUAUACAUUGGUUGAAAAAAGAAAAAGGAGUGAACGAUAGGUACAUCUACAGAUGGCAACAAUCUUGUGGUGAUCUAACAAAAUUAUGUACAUUUAUAGAUACAUCUGAACGGAGUGUUGUAAAAUAUAAACUAAACAAAAUUACAGAUGUAUAUGAUAAAGUGGUUCUUGUUGCUGCAGAGCCAGGGAUGGGAAAAUCAGUUUUGCUAUCUCGUUUGUCACUGGACACCCAGAAUACUACACUAUCUCCUCUGUGGAUAGUUAGAAGUAACUUGAUAAAUCAUUCCAGUGAAUUCUCAGAGUGGCUGGAAACUAACUCAGGUACUAUAGAAAUCAGUGUACUGGAAGCUGUGAAAUUUCUCUAUAAAAUGAUUUUUGACAAAGAUGUAUAUCUUCCUGGAGAUCAUGCAGUUGAUGGGAAAGUGGAAGAUGUGAUGAGCUUAUGUCUUACACAGAAUAAUGAUUUUGAAAUUGCUGCUGGAAGCAAUAUUAUUAAAAAUAUGACAGGAUCAUCAUUACUGGAAAUUAAGCUUUUUGUCCAUUUUUUCAAUAAGGGUAAAGUAGUAUUACUAUUUGAUGGAUUUGAUGAGAUCAGUCCACAUUAUAAUGAUCUUGUUGUGAAGUUACUGAAAGUUUUAAAAGAUACCAAAGUUAAAAGUUUAUGGUUGACUACGCGUCCUUAUAACAUUCUACGCAAGCCUGAAAAUCAGUUUAGUACGUUUGCUUACAGACUGCAACCAUUUCUUAAAGAAGAUCAGACCAAUUUUUUGAAGAAAUAUUGGAAGAAAAACCUGAAAAUUGCAGAAUUUGAUGGAGAGAAAGUUGAUAUUUUUAUUGAUGAGUUAGUGAAUCAAUUUUCCAAAACUACAAAUGAUCCAGAUAGAAAAUUUACAAGUAUACCUUUGCAGAUUCGCAUGCUUGCUGAUACGCUGUCUAUUAAGUUUAAAAAAAGUCCAGAACCUUUUUGGGAAAAUGAAGGUGCACUAGCUAAUAAGCUAGAUUUAGUCACUCUUUAUGAGAUAUUUCUUGAAAACAAGCUUGAUAUUGAGUUAAAAAAAAUAAUAUCUAACGAACGUGAUAGAAAAAAGUCUGGCGCAUUAAUUUAUGAAAUGAAUAGGCAUUUGGAAUUUAGGAUAAGUCAUGAAAUAUUGGCCGUGUGUUCGAUAUUCAAAGUAGAUCAGUGUAAGAAAUUGCUAUCUACAAGAGAACUGGAAAAAAUAGAGAAAUUGAAAAGACUCAUAAGCGAAGCAGGAAAAAAAACAGGAGUCAUCAUUAAUAUUGUUGAUGAUAAACCAGAAUUUAUUCAUCGUACUUUUGCUGAAUAUUUCACUGCACAAUUUAUUUGGAAAAAAUUCAUUUCCACGUAUGGACUGAUAGAAUUUGAGGAAAAAAUUGUUAAUUAUAUUGUUGUUGAGAUGUUAAUCAAAGAUGGUGCAAUACAAGUUUCAAAAUUUUUGGUAUUGAUUGCUGAAAAGUAUUUCUACAGCAGCAUUGAUCUUUCCAAAUUGGAAAAUAAAAUUAAAAUUUUGUUAAUGGAACUUACUAAUCAAAUUAUAGAUUAUGGAGAUAAGGAAGCUAAUUUUCACUCCAUCAAGUUGUUACUAGGGAUCAUUGAGUUUUUCUUUCAGAAGCAAGGAGAAGAAAAUUGUAUAAAAAUAGAAAGAAAUUUCCGCUUUAGAAGUCCAUUAAUCUGGGGAAAUGGUCCAAAAAUCCAGAUGAAUAAUGAACAAAUGAGGGAAACGGAGAAAUAUUUUCAAUUCGGGAGGAAUUAUUUAGAAAUCAGAAAGGUUCGUUCAGAAAUUAUGAAGAAUAAUUUAAAAAUCAGCAAUAAUCCAUCACUAAACUUAUUAUGUGUAUGUGCUGAAAUGGGAUACACAAAACUUGCAGAAGUUUUGGAGGGUCUAAACACUGAAUUAGUGAAACAACAUCUUAGUCAGAGAAAAUGGUCGCAUUCUCCUUUAUGGUUAGCAGCUGAAAAUGGCCAUCUUGCUAUCAUAACAUUUCUAGUUAGAAGGUUUUCUUAUAAUCCUGAGUGGAUGGACAAAGAUGGAAAAAUUUUAAUUGAGCAUGCAUGUAGAGAAUCUACAUUCAACGUUCUGAAGUCUUGUUUAGAACUAGAUAUUAUUGAUGUCAGGCCUUUCAAUGAUCACAAGGGUGUUAGAAAAUUACCACUAUAUGAAGUCCUUACAAAAGGAGCACCAGAAGUGAUUAAAUUGUUGAUAGAAAAAACCAAUGAUGGUAUUGUGAAUAAAUUUAUUCAUCACAAAUUUAAAGAUGCACUGGCUAAUAAGCUGGAUUUAGUCACCCUUUAUGAAAAAUUUCUUGAAAACGAGCUUGAUAUUGAGUUGGAGAACCUAAUCUCUAGUGAACAUGAUAGAAAAAAACCUAGUGCAUUAAUUGAUCAAGAAAGUAAGCGUUCAGAAUUUAGGAGAAGUCAUGAAAUAUUGGCUGUGUGUUCAAUAUUCAAAGUAGAUCAGUGUAAAAACGUGCUAUCUACAGAAGAACUGGAAAAAGUAAAGGAAUUAAAAAAACGCAUUAGCAAAGCAAAGACAAAAACCGGAGUCAUUAGUAAAAUUAUCGAUGGUAAACCAGAAUUUAUUCAUCCUACUUUUGCCCAAUACCUUGCUGCGCAAUUUAUUUGGAAAAAAUUUAAUUCUAUUCAAGCAAAAAGUUUUCAGAAAAAAGUUGUUCAGGAUAUUGUUAUCAAGAUGUUGAUCGAGGAUGGUGUGAUACAAGUUUCCAGGUUUUUGGCAUUGAUUGCUAAAAAGUAUUUCAAUAGUAGCAUUAAUCUUUCCACAUGGGAAAAUAAGAUAGAAAUUUUGUUAUUGGAACUUACUAAUCAAAUUGACAAUUACGGUGCAACAAAGGAUGAUCAUUUUCAGUCCAUCAAGAUAUUACUAGGGAUUAUUGAGUUUUUCUUACAGAAGCAAGAAAAAGGAAAUCUUUCAAAGAUCAUUGAGAAUCAAUCACCAGAAUUAUUAUGCUUAUGUGCGGAAAUGGGAUAUACAAAACUUGCAAGUGCAUUGACGAGUCUAAACACUGAAUUGCUGAAACAAGAUCUUAGUAAAAUGGAAUGGCUCCAUUGUCCUUUAUGGAUAGCCGCUGAAAAUGGCCAUCUUGAUAUCAUGAGAUUUCUAGUUGUAAGGUUCUCUUAUGAUGCUGAGUGGCAAGAUGUAAACGGGCAGGAUUUAAUUCAGAGCAUAUGUCGAAAUGCUGCAUUCGACAUUCUGAAAUCUUGUUUAGAAUUGAAUAUUGUUGAUGGCGAGCCUUACGAGGAUCCGGUCGAAGGUGUUGAAAAAUUACCAAUAUAUGAAGCCAUUGCGAGAAAAGCCUCAGUGGAAGUGAUCAAAUUGUUGAUAGAAAAAACUGAUGCUGGUAUUGUGAAUGUAUUUCUCCAUCAUGAAUUCAAAAUACCAGUGAGCAACCUUAUGCUUAGAGAAUUGUUUAUUUCUUAUGAUAAGCCUGCAGAAAUAAUUGAGCUUGCUUUUAAAAAAGGCAUUGAUUUCUCCUUUUGUUUGAAUGAUGUUCUUGACAAAUUUAAGAUUGCAAACAUUUGUAAUCCGUUAAUGUUAGUGAAUAUUCCCCCCUUUGAUCGUAGAAACUUUAUUGAUCGUUGUUCUUCAUAUAGCAGUAGGUAUAAUUACUUAUGCAAUUUGUUCCCAAUUAUUGAACAGCUUUUGAAAGCUGGUAUAGGAUAUAGUUACAUAGAUGCGAGACGUAGACGCAAUGAACCUCCAUCAGGUUCAACUUACCGCAUUGUUAAGCGACUAAAUGACAUGCAUAAACUUUUAAAUGAAAUUUACAACUUACAUAGAGUGAGUGAUAAAGAAAAUAAUGACCCGAGACAAAUAUUAUUGCGAUUGAUUUUCAAUUAUAUUAGCUCUCUUGGUUUUAAAGCUAUGGAAAUCACAAUAAACCCAAAGGAACUACGUAUAUUGCCUCACUAUCAAGAGGAAUGUGAACACAAACAUCGUAUACCUCAGUUGAUUUCCUGCAUUACGAAUUAUUCUACAUAUAUUAAACAUCUUGAAAGCAAUUAUGAAACAGAUAAUACACAGAAUCAUAGGAUAUGUGUAUGGCCUGUUCCAGAAAAAGGAACUGUUCUCUGUAAUCCACUUGUACAUCAUUUUCCUAUAUUCAAAGCUGUUAUGAUGGAAUUGUUUUUCAAGUACUACAUUCUAGGAGUAGAUGGUGAUAGUAACUUGGUGAAAUGUGCUGUAGAUCAACUAAAAACUCAUCCAGUCAUAUUACUGGGUGAACGUCUAAUUCCUGGCAAAUUUUCCUCAUUCCAGGAAUGCAUUCAUAAGAUAAAUAAUGAAAUUGAGAUAGUUGAAAAAGUUGAUGAAGAAAACAUAGGCCGAGAAAAAUAUCUAAAUAAGUUGGUGAAAAAUUUGUUGUGCGAUGUUUUGUUGAUGUAUUUUCAUCAAUGUUAUACAAUCACCGAUGCAUUAGAUGAAAUUUCAGAAAAAGUAAUCAAAAUUGAAGAAGUAUUUAAUAAGCUGCUGGAAAUGAAAAAUAAGUCGAGUAGUGAACAUAAUAAUAUGAUAUUUAAUGAAGAUCAAAUAUUAGAUAUUUUGGGUUUGAAAAAUAUCGCUUGUGAGCGUGAAGAUUUACAAAAAUUAGUGUCAGAAAUUUCUGAUGAUACUGCGGGUUUUGAUGAUUUGGUACACGUUUGGUCUUUGCUGGAUCUUAUAGGUCAGCGAAAUGUACUACCAGUAUUAAAACAAAUGUUAAAGUUUGCUGAUCAAUCAAAACGAAUUUUCGACAUAUUUGAGGAGCUUCAUGAGGGGUAUGAAAACCUCAUUUAUGCUGUUCAAGAUGAUGAUAUAAACAAGGUAACAAGCGUGUUACAAAACGUUGAACAAGAUUUUGUGAAGGCAAUUAUCCAUGGUCAAGAUGAGCAUUAUGGCUCACCACUACAUUACGCAGCUCUCAAAGGACAAGCAGACACAAUAAACAUCUUUUUAGACCAUGGGACUAAUCCUAAUCUCAGACUAUGUAAUAAUUUUGAGAAAAUAACUCAUUUCUCGCAAGCUAUGGAAAAAAUGAAAAAAUACCCUUUUUGGUCAGACGAUUUUGUAAAUUGGACUCCGUUAUACUUCGCAGUGUUGAAUGACCACAUAGAAGUAGUUCAGAAUUUGAUAGAGAGGGGUGCUGAUGUUAAUUAUGUUCUUAAUCCAGGACAGAGGGGUUAUUCAGUAUUACAUAUUUCAGCUUUGUCCUGUGGUAGUUUGAAAAUUGCUCAGUUACUUUUGAAAAAUGGAGCUCGUUACAAUGUCCCAAAUAAAAAAGAUGAAACUCCUCUAAAUCUUGCGACGUGUGGAUCUGACGUUGAAAAGCUACUCCGUUCUAUCAAUGAACUGUUUCAAAUUGUUGAGGAGGGUGAAAGAAAUGCCGUUAAUUCUGUAUUCGAGGCGUUAGAUUUUGUUUUUGAUUCAUGGGAAGCUGCCUUGAAUGCGAAAAACACAAAUGAUAAGACACUUUUAGAAUUAACUAAUAAUGAUGCACAGAAGGAUAUUUUCGAGUUGCUUUCAGAAAAAUUAAGAAUGGUAGAGUCCCGUGGUUUGUAGUUUGUACCCUUUUUGAAACGUGUUGUUAUAGUUGGUGAGAAAGAAACAUUUGUAUGUAGUACAGGGUGCCCAGAAAUAUCGAGUACCCCUAAAAAAGUUUUCUACUAAAAUACUUCGGUUGGUCACAGUGAAUGAUAAUAAUGAUAGCACAUGAUUGGUUGUUGGACUGGAGAGAUCACAUUCCACCAAUCAUAUGCAUCUACAUAUUUCACGUUGCCAACUAUAGACAGUUGCCAUUGCCAACCUAUAUGUUUAAUGAAAAACUUUCUUAGGGGUACUCGGGUACUUGAUAUUUCAUGGGCACCCUAGCUGUAGGUAGGAGUUACCUAUCUUAGUAUAGGUAUCAGGUAGGUAUGUAUGUUGUGUACCAAGUCCGAAAUUGUACAAUUCGGGGUUGGUACAGCCAAUUUUGUACCAUCUCCAAAGUGUUCAGACCAAGCGUGAAUAUUACUUUUUCAUCGGACUUGGUUUAUACCAUGCCCGGAAGGUCCAGACAAAGUGUUCGACUUGGUACAAUUUGUGUUGUGCAAAGUCCGAAAUAUAGUUUUAUAACGAAUGAAUUCGAAUUUUACAUCCCUUUAAAAUUUCAUAAAUAUUGAACCAAAUAAAAGGAAAUUUAAUGAUGGCUCUAAAAUACACCACCAGCAAAAUUUACAGGUGCUGAAAUUCAUUUGUUGAUUUUUGGGGAAUUUUUAAAGAUUCCAAUAUUACUAUGCUUACUUCUUAAUAAAAAAAAUGAAAAGAUCAAAUUGAGGUACCUACUCGUACUUACUAACUAAAAUGCUGAAAUUUGGUUUUCACUCUCUAUUUUCAACUUCUCAAGUCGUUUAGUGGUGGUUUUGAACAGGGCUGUAUUUACGCACAGGCAACUUGGGCAGCUGCCUAGGGCGGCAAAUUUUUGGAGGCAGGAAAUUUUGAAGCGUUUUCAUCUCGAUUUUUGCGAUUUUUUUUAUUUGUAAAUUGUACAUAAGUAUUUAGCGUAAAAUUAAAAUUUUAGCAUAAACCCUGAUUAGCCAUCGAUCUUUAUGACCUUUUCGAUCGAUUUUUUCAAAACCAUUUUGUAUCAGUUCAAAUCCAAAAUUUUUUUAAUUUUUUUAAAAAUUACUGGAGAAAUCAGCUAUUAACUCAUAAAAUUGAUAAUAUGGUACAAUCCAAAUUUCAGCCUUUCACGACAAUUUGAUAAAACUUUGACUUAGAAAAAUCCAUGAAAAAAUGAAUUCGAAUCUAAGUAUUUGGUGCAUAGUUUUCAAAUGAGUAAGGUACGAGAAUUUCACGACUCUAGAAGUUGAAAAUAGAGAGUAAAAACCAAAUUUCAGCAUUUUAGUUAGUACCUCAAUUUGAUCUUUUUAUUUUUUUUUCCUUGAGAAGUGAGCAUAGCAAUAUUUGAAUCUUUGAAAAUGCCCCAAAAAUUAAAAAAUGAAUUUCAGCACCUGAAAAUUUUGCUUGUGGUGUAUUUUAGAGUCAUCAUUAAAUUGUACCAAGUCGAACACUUUGUCCGGACCCUCCGGGCAUGGUACUUGGUACAAACCAAGUCCGAUGAAAAAGUAAUAUUCACGCUUGAUUUGAACACUUCGGAGAUGGUACAAAAUUGGCUGUACCAACCCCGAAUUGUACAAUUUCGGACUUGGUACACAACAUGUACAACUCAAAAUGAAAGGUUUGACUUGGGGAUAGAGAUGACUGAUGAGUACUUAACGAGUUGUUUUUUCUCAGUUUUUUUUUCUUUUUUCAAAUCGAUUUUGAAGUUGUAUCCUGAUUUAUUUUUUCCCCUAUUAUUAUUUUUUAGGUUUAUUUGCCAGUUAACUCCUUUAAUUAUAGUUUUAUUUAGUCAAUUAUUUUUGUUAUACAUCCUGCGUACUUGAGUGCCAUGAGUGUAAUGAAUUUAUCGUUAUUUACAUAGGUACCUAAUUGUAUUAGCUGUUUCAAUUGUUUCUUAAUUGUUAAGCCAAUAUUCUACCAAAAGAACAUGCAUUAAUUUUCUAUCAAACGUUUUAAUGCAAUUGCCGGAGUACAUUUUCCAAUAAAACAUAUGAAGAAAAAAAUCCAUUGAAAAAUUUCAAAGUCUAGUACCUACCUAUUUUAUCAUAAAAUUUUUAAAAAUCAAGAAAUAUUCAAAAGCGGCCAAUGAGUUUAAUGCAUUCUGAAAAAAAAAGUUUCCCUUAUAAAAAUGUAAUGUAUAUAGGUAGGUACGAGUUAUUGUUCAAAAUUUUUGAUGCCAAUUUGCUGGGUAGGUACCUAUUUUGUAAGCGUUAAUCUUUUUACCUAUAACUUAAGUUAUAUAAGUAUGUAUUUAAUCUUUUAAAUUAAUGUAUCUAAUAUUGUAAUAUUAAAAACCUACUCGUGCAAGAACAUUUUUUUUUUGCAUUUAUGACUACAAACUUCUUUGUGAUAUUUUUACGUAUGUGAUUUGUUGAAAUAAAAUAAAUUCCGGCGAGAAUUGUUGCAGUUCGAAACA
This is a messenger RNA of Planococcus citri (citrus mealybug), 11093 nucleotides long. RefSeq lists its product as uncharacterized. The coding region runs from base 533 to 8638 and encodes 2701 amino acids. Gene Ontology annotation, biological process: positive regulation of transcription by RNA polymerase II. Gene Ontology annotation, cellular component: nucleus. The transcript has 3 exons. NCBI's taxonomy places the organism in Eukaryota, Metazoa, Arthropoda, Insecta, Hemiptera, Pseudococcidae. The record is from RefSeq and is a predicted model, not a curated record. Gene Ontology annotation, molecular function: transcription cis-regulatory region binding; protein binding.